GUAUUCCUAUCCGGACCCUCUUAGCAAACGCACCGUUGCCAUUGGAUGCAGCAGCAGCUUCGGUAGCAUGCUAACACUGCUAAAAACAUAGACAUCACAAUCGUGGCUAACGCAGCUAAAAGUGAAUAAGACGAAGGAGAUAAAACGUCCCCUUUUGCUCUAUGACGUCAUGGGUGGUCGGCGUAGUGGCGUCAUCACUGAGGUAAAUGACCGUUACGUUUUCUGUAACUACCUGAUCUAACAGCUGGAUUAGCUGUCAAGUCUUUAUACUCAGUGGUGGUCAGCAGGUUUAGCUGUUAGCUUACGGGUGGCUGCCUUGUUAUAUUUUGUCAAAUGCAAAAAAAAUGUUAUAACGCAGCUGUAUUAAAUACUUAGAUCUUAUUGGUCAGUACUUCACAGCAACGGUCUGUUGUUUUGAUGAUAGCGUACUGUUGCUAUGGAGAACAGUUGCUAAGUUUGGGGGCUCUGGUGGACGGGUUUUAAUCUUCAAAACGUCGGGUAAAUUUGGCAUUGAUUUAUCCAUGUUGGGAUACAAAGAGAGCAGAGUAACUGGGGGACUAGCUGGAGAUUUUAAAGACAUAAAACCUGUCAACUUUAAAACUAUGGAUGGAGAAAAAAACUAAAAACAACGUGGUCUUUCACAUGGGGGUGUUUGAGGGCUGGUAAAUGAUUCCAGACUCUGCGAUGAGACAGAAAAACUCAGUCUGGAAGUGUUUAAUCUGUUUUGUCUUCAUCUUCAAACUCUGACCUGGUUUUGCUCCAUCAGGUUCCGUCCCAGGAUCAGAUGACCCCCUGAACUUUCCAGGUGUUUGACCAUGACAGAAAUGGACCUGGAUCUGGACCACUACAGACCCAGCAUUGGCACCAUCCCUCCUGUCACCAUGCUUGAUUUUUUCCCCCUGAACCCUCCAACAUGUCCGACUCUAAUCCAGCAGCUGUAGAGGAAAAACCACUGAGGUCUCCUGGUCCCAGUCGGCCCCCUCUGGCAGAGAAGGCUCUGUCAGAGGCUUAUGGCCGACUCAGGUACCGAGACACGUCCCUGCUGAUCUGGCAGCAGCAGCAGCAUGACCUGCAGACAGCCCCUCCCUCUAACUACCUGAGCCGCAGCCAGUCUGCAUUGUACAGCAGCUUUGGGAACCAAGCUGUGGUGGUCCGGGACAAGAAGAACCUGGAGGACGCAGAGGGGCGUUCCAGGAUCUGCAGUGUCAUGUAAUCAAGAACCAGAAAGCUGGAAAGACUAAGUAAGACAAUAACAGUAAGACUGAGUUCUCUGACUGAGUUCUUGCUGUCGUUUACAGGUGGAUCAGAUAUCUUGUGGUUCUUUGGACCUUGAAGGAGUUUCUUUAAAUCCACAAUUUCUAUGAGGUUUUUCAUUUGUGGCCCUUAAAAUGAUCCUUUCCUGCGUUUUCCCCCUCCUUCUUAGCUUUAAUGUUCUGAUUUCAGCAAUGUCGAAAUCUCCUGUGAUCCAAAGGAAAAGACUGAUUUGAAACAUAAAACCCACAAAACACAUAUUGAAACGUUUUUGUUGUGAACUCUGUCAGAAAUGUUUGUUUUUUUGCCAAGUUUAUUUCUUUUACGUGCAGCUGUCAGGAUCAGGGUCAAAAACAGCUUCCAGGUUUGACUUAAAAUUCCGGAUUUAUUAGCAAAAGAGAAAAAUCUGAGGAAAAGUGUUAAUACCAAACAAAUCCAGGUUUAUGAAAGUAGUAAAUCUUAUAUUGCAACACCAACAAGGAUAUUAAAAGUACUGUUAACACUAUGACUUUGUACUUUCAAGUUAUUUGAUGGAGAGUUUUUGCUCUUCUCUGCCAGGACAGCUCAAAUAUGUUUAAGAGUAGAGGAUGAGAGGAAACAAGUGUCAAGACUGGGAAUCAAACAAGCAGCUGCAGCAUUAAGGACUACAAGUCUGUGUCAAUGAGCCAAAUAAAUCCCCACUCUAAAUAACAAACAGAAUUACAACAGAGUAGUAAAGCCAGUAUGUGACAACAAUAAUAUUAAUAGCUCCAUAUAUAACUAGAUUGAAGUCAUAAUUUUAGAAUAAUCACGAGUUUUUAACCACUUUAUUACACAAAGGGAUAUUAUUAUGAGAUAAAAGUCAUCAAUGUCCAAGUUUUUAGUUGUAAAAGAUUAUAGUAAAUUUAAUACAAGAUCAAAGUCAUUUAAUUGAAAGUAACGUCAUCAUAUAAUGUUUUAAAAGUCAUCAUGUAAUGGGGAUAAAGAUAUAGUUUUUCACUCGUCAUUAAUCAAGUUUGAAAUCAUUUUAAAUUACGAGUUUUUACUCCUUAUGAGAUAGAAGUCAGUAUCGUACAGAAAUGAAGUCAUUACGAGAUGACCUUCUUUACUGUGGCCCUUAUUUUGAGUUUUAGUUAGAAUAAAGCUGGAAAAACUCCACCGAAAUCCUUUGAUUUGGGCUUCAACCACAGAGUUCAUUCUUAUAUAUCUGAAGUAAUCAGUGAAUGUCAGUAUUAAACUUUAUCUUUACUGUUUCUUAGAUCAAACUUAACUUAUGAAAUAAGUAAAAAAAAGAAAGAAAAAGGUCCAGAUGUUUUCCAGAGAAGAUUCACCUCACUCUGAUGUGAGUUUGAUAAAGUUUGUUUCACUGACAGAUCUAAUGAGGUCUGAAAUUCAGGUUCAGUAUGGUUCCCCACAGCUGAAAGUGUGGUUCAUGUGCAUUGUGGGAAAUGUAGGUGUUACAAAUUAAUCAUAACUCAAAGGUUUUUAGAUGUAAACUUCAAUGUAGCAGUUUAACUACACAGUCUGUUUUUUUUUUUACUGCAGAAAUAAACAUUUUACUCUUGAGAGAAUGAUUCUUGAUUUAAGAUAACAAGGUAUAGAAGAUUCUAGCUUAGUUAUUCUAGCAACCUUUAGAAGUGAUUAAAACAGUAGUACCUUUAGUGUCCACUUGAGGCUGGCUCCAAAGAAACCCCAUUUCAAAGGACAUUUCUGCAGCAAAAAUAUAUCUUUCACACAAACAGU
Messenger RNA from Xyrichtys novacula (pearly razorfish), 2973 nucleotides. NCBI's taxonomy places the organism in Eukaryota, Metazoa, Chordata, Actinopteri, Labriformes, Labridae. The record is from the annotation of a GenBank genome assembly.